Messenger RNA from Rotaria sordida, 519 nucleotides. Lineage: Eukaryota; Metazoa; Rotifera; Eurotatoria; Philodinida; Philodinidae. The record is from the annotation of a GenBank genome assembly.
AUGUUACAAGUGAUGACUAGCGAGACAAUUAAUGACGAAGUGCAAAACAACGACAAGGCAAACUAUCGGCUAACUCGAAAAGAAAUUAUCGUUAACAUUCUUGUCUUUAUGGCAGCAGGAUAUGAAACAACAUCAACUGCUUUGGCUUAUGCAACAUUUGCCUCCAAAGAUACAGUCGUACAAGGAAUUAAUAUUGAAAAGGGUACCGUAGUACAUGCUGAUGUCUAUUCAGUUCAUUACGAUCGUGAACUUUGGGGUCCUGAAGAUCCAUACAUCUUCUUUCCUGAACGCCAUAAAACAAAACGUCAUCCAAUGGCUUAUCUGCCAUUUGGAGCAGGCCCACGACAUUGUAUUGGUAUACGCUUUGCAUUGAUGGAGAUGAAACUUCUACUAGUACAGCUACUUCGCAAGUAUUCGAUUUUGCCUGGCGAGAAUCUCGAAAGCAAAUUUAACAUCCGUGAACGGGCAGCCAUCGUACCCGAAGAGGUUUGGGUCAAACUGGUAGAAACAAGUGCUUGA